AGAAAAUUAGAUCAAUCGCAAAUAAAUUUCCAACCAGCAGGGAAUGGAGGAUGAUGGAGAAUGUAUUUAUCAGGAAGAUCUUCAGUGUGAAGUGCCUCAAGAUUUCAUUGCUGUAACCGGCAAAGAAAAUCAUGAUAAAAGAGGUCCAAUUUCCCCUGUUAGCAAUAGUGUCUCCCCACCAUUGGCACCUCCACACGCACCACGGGGAAGAGGAAGGAGGCGAACAGGAGACCGAAGUGAAGACACAAGAUCUGUGGGCCGUGACAGUGUAUCCAGUGGUGGGUCCAUGGAGGUUGCGUCCCCGGUGGGAUCCGGAAAGUUUGAUGUCAGCAUUGUUAGUGAAGUGGUACAGAACAACAUCAGACAGAUCCUCGAGGAGAAUAGGGCAGGAAUUUGGGCCAUACAGCUGCCAGCUGUUUACACGAAACGGUACGGGAAGGAACUGUCGUUUCGUGACUAUGGUUACUGGAGUCUAGUGGAGAUGCUGGACUCGCUGCCAGAUCUCAUACGAUUGGAGCGGCCCACUGAUAAUGGUGACUGGCUCUGCUUUGAUGCCAGACUGCCUGUGCAAACAAAACCAGUGGUACAGAAACAGAAGGUUCCUCCAAAACGAGAAACGGUCUCCAAAGGAAGAUUCAGUAGCCGAGGAGAAUUUGAUUCACAGCUAGAGGAAAAAAUCAGACAAGUGUUGCAGUGCAAACCUGAAGGCGUUGAUCUUAAUGGGUUUCCUGGUCUGUAUAAGGAAUUGACGGGAGAGGUGUUGCCGUUCAGAGAACUGGGCUAUGACAAAAUUGAGUUCUUCAUGAUCCCCCUGGCCGACAGUGUUGUACACCUAGAAUACAAGGGCGACGGUUGUAUGUUGGUGUAUGCUCUGGACAAUGGGAAGCCUCCUCGCAGGGAUCUUAUCAUCAACCCACCACAAGACGAGCUUCAGGGCAAACAUCCGACCAAGAAUAUUCCCUCAGAUGCUGUUGGCCCAAAGGUGUACUACAAGCCUCAAGAGUUACCUCCCCUCCAUGAGUACAUUGAAAUAUUUGUUUCAAAUGUGGUGUCCCCUGGUCUGUUCUGGAUGCAGGUCCGUGGUAAGCGGACGACUUUUGCCCUGGACAAGUGCAUGAAUGAACUAGAGAAGUUAUACUGCAGUGCUGAGGGAGACCAGUAUAAGGUGCCAGACUAUUUACUGACCGUCGGUCAGAUAGUUGCCGCCAUCUUCCCAGAGGACAACAAUUGGCACAGAUGUGUGGUAACAGCUCUCAACGUGGACAAAUAUGUAGAGGUGUACUUUGUGGACUUUGGUAACACAUCACUUGUCCACAGGCGAAAUAUUCGACUUCUUCGAUCAAAACUUCUGAAGCUGCCUGCGCAGGCCAUACAGGCUCGUCUUGCCCACCUGCAGCCUUUGGAGGGGAGCUGGACACUGAAUGCCAGAAACAGAUUCCUCAAUCUAGUCACCAACAGGCCCCUCAUUUCACUCGUCAACUUUGAAAAGGAUCGUGUACUGUCACUAGUGUUGGUGGACACCUCAACCAAGGUAGAUGUCUGUCUCAAUGAUCUCCUGGUCACCGAAGGGUAUGCAAGAGUGGAGGAAGACAACCUAGCCACCAACUUCACGGGUCCUGCUGGUCUCAAGGAGGUACCAGACUAUUCCCAUGUCUACGGAGAGGGAUUUGAACUCAAAGUGGAGGUGGAACCAGCUGUCCAGCCAUCAGCAGUAAACAAGCCGGAGACAGAAUUAACAAAACGUUAUGUGCAACCAAUCCAGCUUACGGGAGAAUACAUUGUGAACUUGAUCAACCUCAAUGAUACUGCCUACCUCAUGUCAACAGAGGUUUCAGCUUUCUUCUGGGAGGCAGACAUCCUCACUGGCAUGCUGGAGCAGAAAAACGUUUCUGUGAGCAGACUGACUCUAAAACAUGAACAGUACCCAGAAGUGUUUGAGGAUCUUCGUCAAUGUGGUGUAAUUCAGGACAGCGAGAAGAAAUUCAUCACAUUAUAUGAACUCAAUCGAGUUCCGUUCAUUUUGGACAUGUUUGACCAUCAGUGUGAAGAGCUACAAACAAAUGUAAGAGAGCUCAUCCAGAUGUUUGACCCAUGUGACCCCUACUGGAAGGGAGAGGACUACCCAGACUCAGAGAAUGCAAGUCAAGCCAGUGAGGAUUUGUCAGACUUUCAAGUCAGUCUGGAAGACAUUCAGCUCAGCCUCCAGCUUCUACAGUUCAAACGGAAAAGGAUUCUUCAAAAUUUGAUGACUCACCCAGAAAACAUGGAGGAUAACGUGAACAAAUUGAAGGAGGUUGAAGACCAGAUCAGUGUACUGAAGGACAUGCAGGACCAGCAACGCCAGCGUAAAGCACUUGACCCAGACACCCCAGAGAAAAGUGUGAAGACAAGUUGUCCCGGUCCUACUGGUGCUGCCACAAGUGACGACAAAGUCAAGGCCACUAUUUCUGAGGGCAUGUUUGAACGCAGCCGUCUGUCUCCACUGAAGGGUAUGCCUCAGACUGGAACACCACCAUCAAGUGUAUCGCCCAUUAAGACCAACGUUGUUGCCCCAAUGCAAAAUAAUGCGAGUCAGGCCAAGCCUGCCACAUCUUGUCAGUCACAUACCACUCCCCCCACCAAUCAGGAGUUUAUAAACACUCUAGCCCAACAACAGUUGCUGUUGCAGACCAUGAUGAUGCCUCAGGCCGCUGUGGGGGCUCAGAUACCUAGUCUCAACAAUCAGUUUGUGAGAGGUGCAGUCCCAUUUCAGCAGCCACACAGUGCCAUGAACCAGCAGUAUGCGGCUAAUCCAAGAGUCCCUGAUAUGAGCAUGCAGUAUCUGGCCACAAACCAAACAGGUAUGAAUCACCAGUUAGUGAACCAGCAAUUUGCUGCCACAAGCCAAGCCAGUAUGACACCUCAGUUGAUGAACAUGAUGCAGGCUAACCUAGCCGCGAAUCCGUAUAUGAUGGGAAUGCCACCUUACAUGGGAGGAAUGGCACAGCAAACCCAAUCUCAGCCACAGGCCAAUGUGCCUCUGCUUUCUGGACUGUUACCACUGUUACAAACACUGAACAUUAACCAGAGUCAGGGGUCAUCUAAAGGAAAACCGUCAUAAUUGUGACCUUGACCUGAUCAAACAGCGAUAUAUCAGCCUUCCUAUUUGUGUUAUGAAGUUUAAUCAUGUUAUACCAGUGCUAGUUUGUUGGUUCAGAGUUGGACCAGAUGGAAUAUGCAGGCAUAAUAAAUAUAGAUGAAGACAUAUCCAAUGCAUUUACUGUGUCGAGACUUAUUUACCUUGAUUUAACCAUUACAUGUAUCAUUUUAGCUUGGCCAGUUAUAUCCUAUUACAUUUGUUAUUGUAUGCUGAGACACCAGUUCUACCACAAAAUUUUAUCUUUUUUUUUUUUUAUGUAUGAACAGUAACUUGAGGGCGUGAUAUCUGGAAGUAAUGGCGUAUUUGGUGUCGUGAAUUAGUGCUAAACAGAGAAUCGGGCGUUUGUUGUGGUACUAGUGCUGAAGUGAGAGUGUGUUUGUUCUGGUGUUUGUGAUGAAGUGAGAGUGUUUUCCGGGAUAAGUGCUAAAAUGAAAUUGUCGUGUUCAUCCUAGAAAAGUGAUUAAUUUAGCUGAACGACUGACAGAGUUUGAUAUUAGUGAUAUGUUUUGAGGUCUGUUUCGAAUGUGUGUUAAGUUGAAAGCUCACCGAUCUGCUGUAAUUAAUGUGGGGUAGAUUUUAUAUACAAUUGUGUAUGUUAUAGUACAUUAAUUUUUAGGCUCACUUUAAUUUUAGAUGCUUAAACAGCAUUGUAUUGUUUGUGAAAAUACACAUCGGGUACCGGUGUUACGCCUACUGGGCAUACAACUGGAGAGGUAGAAUGUUUAUUUUAUAGAAUUCGGUUGUCUCAGUAUAUUUCACUUUAGUAUAUUUUUAAUUUGUAGAUGAAUCACGAUGUGACAAAAGGAUUGUUAAUUUUGAAUAAACUUUGUUUGAAGCUAUAA
Messenger RNA from Pecten maximus, 3981 nucleotides. RefSeq lists its product as uncharacterized. The record is from RefSeq and is a predicted model, not a curated record. Lineage: Eukaryota; Metazoa; Mollusca; Bivalvia; Pectinida; Pectinidae. Bases 44 to 3100 code for a protein of 1018 amino acids. The transcript has 22 exons.